CUUACCUCUCUCACUCUCUCUCUAUCUAUUAUUGUAUUUUUCUCCUUCUAGAAGAAACUCUCUGCACUCUCCUUCUUCUUUUGUUUGUGUUUAGUUAUUAUGGUGACUUCGGAGGGGCUAGCAUUAGAAAGCCUCGAACCUUGGUUGUUGCAUCGUCAAGGAUUCAACGUGGAUUCUUGGUUGCUUCACGAUGCCUUCUCUCACGAUAGCGAUGUGCUCGCCAAAGCUCUCCAUAACACCGUCUCACCACCAACACCACAUACUCAAACUCUCUCUCCCUCCUCUGUUUUCUUCCAUUCCCCUCACCCUUCCUCAACUCACACCCUUUCCUCUAACAUCUCCGGUGGAUCCAAUCAAGAAGUCGUCGGCGGCGGAGGAACUAAAAGGAAGCGUGACUGCAUCCUCACCGGCUCAUCAGAAGGUAAAGCCACGAAGCAGCGCCGCUCUCGCGCUUCCAAGAAACCUCAGACCACGUUCAUAACCACGGAUCCGUCCAACUUCCGCCAGAUGGUUCAGCAAGUGACCGGCGCCAAGUACACCAACGACGAUACUUCCUCGAUGCCUUUCAAGCCGGAGCCGCAUAGACUCGUUGACACGAGACUUUCUAGCGUGAGAUCCACCACGGCGGUUCCAACGCUAGAUACAUCAGCAUUUUUAUCUGACCAUCACCAUGAGAAUCUCCUUGCCGGAAGUACCUUUUCCGGUAGCGACGACGCCUCCCUAGGAUUACUGUCGGAGAAAGCUAAUGCAAAGAGUGGUGGUUCAGAAGCGGAGUUUGAUCCUUACCCAACGUUUCCAACGCUCGAGUCGUGGAAAGUUAUGUGAACUCCUUUUAGAUCUUUAUUUUAACUACUGUGCAUCUCAUUAUGAAUUAUCUUGUUCAUAGAUUUUGGUUCUUAAUCCGAUAUGUAGCUAAGCUCUCGAGCCAGAGUGAUUUAAAUUUGAAUAAGGUAAAAAACAAAAUUUUGAGA
Molecule: messenger RNA, 971 nt
Organism: Raphanus sativus (radish)
Lineage: Eukaryota; Viridiplantae; Streptophyta; Magnoliopsida; Brassicales; Brassicaceae
Product: calmodulin-binding protein 25
Exons: 1
Coding region: 100-825 (241 amino acids)
Biological process (GO): response to osmotic stress
Cellular component (GO): nucleus
Molecular function (GO): calmodulin binding
Source: RefSeq, a predicted model, not a curated record